GUUAAAUUCCAAACAUGUUGGCGGCGGCGAGUCUGUGGAAGCGCGCGGCGGCGGCGGCGGCGCGGCCAACAGCGACGACCUUUCGUGCAUUCCACGCUACUCCGGUCGUUCUCAAGAGAAAAGAUGGAGCGUCUGCGUCCGUGGUCAAGAUCCCACGGUUGUACACGAAGACGCUGACAAAGCAGGAGAAGAAGAAAAAGGACAUCUCACGCGGCCACAAGGACCUUGCCUGGCGCAUGCGUGAUGCCAAGCGCAAGCAAAAGGAACUUUUGAAGCAAGAGGCUGCGUAUGCCGAGUUUGAGCAGGACACGGAGCUUCUCAAGGAGUACGACCUCGCCUUUGACGAAAUCAUGAAUUCGGGUCGCCACCGCGAGUACUUGUACAACGACAUCAUGGAUGUGACAUUGCGCGACAUGAAUCCAGAUGAAAUCGCCGAGUCGUUCUACCGGCUCAAGUCGAAGGACCAAACGAUCGAACAACUCCACGACAUGAUGCGAGUGUACGCUAUCCACAAGCGUGCGGACGAGGUCCAAGCGAUUCUCCACCAGCUCGAGCAACACACGGAUGGACCUAUCCCAGCCACGUGGGCCACCGCACCGUCGGGUAACGACUCGGAUGCUGUCCAAGUCGUCACGACCCCACGCAAGCUGUCGCCGCGAUUGAAGGCCACCGAGCAAACGUAUGAUCUGUACAUCGCCGCGCUUGCCGAAACCAAGCAGGCGGCCAAGGCGGUGCGCGUGAUGGGUCGCAUGAAGGAACUCGGCGUCCCCGUCACGUUGCAAACGUACAACGCCGUCAUGCAGGCGUGCACGCGCAGUCGCCGCCCCGAUUGGGCAUACAACAUCUUUGAGAAAAUGCAAGCGAACGGGAUUCAGCCAAACGUGGUGUCGUUCACGAUCCUCAUGAACGCAUCGAUCGCGGUCGGCGACAUCGACCGCGCGUUCGAGACAUUCCACAUCAUGCGGUCGCAUGUCGCCCAGCCCAGCCUCAUCACGUUCAACUCGUUGAUCCACGGGUAUGCCAAGAUCGGCCGCGUCGAGCGAUGCAUUAACUUGCUCGAGGACAUGCUGGAUUUGCAAAUCACGCCCAACAACGUGACGUAUGCGAGCCUCAUCCACGCAUGCUCCAAGUCGUUCCACUAUGCGCACAAAGCGUGGGAAUUUUUCUACGAAAUGCAAGACAAUUACGACAUUGUUCCGGACACGGUCGUGUAUGGGUACAUGAUGAAUGCGGCGGCACGUCACGGCGACCUCCGCAGCGCCGACAAGCUCGUGUACCUGAUGGACAAGUAUGCCGUGCCCCAGACGAAUACGAUCCUCGUCUCGUUGAUCAAUGUGUACGCACGAGCGCAGAUCAAGUCGGUCGUUCGCCGGGCGCGGUGUAACAUUGCACCACCAGAGCCUCUUGAACCGAUCUUGCCCGCAAAGCGGUACUCGGAACUCGAGUGGGACGACAACGGGAACCUGAUCGACUUGGACCGUCCCGGCAAGCAAGACGUGUAUUCGAACCACAACAUGGGCUACGACGACGAAGAGGAUGACGACGACGAUUUUGACGAUGAAGAUAGCUACGACAAUCUCAAACUCCGCGACAACGACGAUGUCGUCGACAGCGCACUCAACUCGAUCAAGACCAAGGGCCUCUCCGCCGAGGACCAGGAAGCGCUCAAGAAGUACUUGUCGGACCGGAACCGAAUCCCGGUGCCACGGUACAUUCUGGGCCCGACGCCGCCAGCCGAGGACGAAGACCCGGCCGACGUCGACUCCCUCGCGUGGAAUCCGCUUCCGAUGGAAGAAUUCAACCAGUUUCAAAACUCGAACCGAGACCAAGCGAUCAAAGUGUACCACAAGUGCCUCGAGUUGCACGGUCCGUCCGUCGCGUUGCUCAACACGAUGCUGAGCGUCCACACGAACGCGCUCCGCAUCCAAACGGCCAAGAAGUUUGUCGCGGAGGAAUUUGCCAAGCACAACGUGACCCCAGACAUAUUUACGUACCGCAGCUUGAUGCGCAUGUACACGCGGGCGAAGCGACCGCAGAUGGCCCUGGAUUGCGUCCACGAGCUGCAUGCAAAAGGCAUCAAGCCCGACGCGACGUUCUAUGGGUACUUGGUCGACUACUUUGCGUGCCAGCGCCGACUGCGUAGCGCGUUGGAAGUGCUCGAGGAAAUGGAUCGGUAUGGCCUCGCGCUGCCGGAAGCGAACGCCUACGUUCUUCGAAAACUCGUCAAGAAGUACGGAAUCUACACAGAGCUCCUGUCCGAGGACCCGAACGCGAUUCACAGCAUGAGCCACGCCGACCUCAUGGACAUGCGACGCACCCGCGCGGCCGCGAUCGCCGACAACAAAAAGUACAAUCGCAAGUUUUACAUUCCUCGGCGCUCCGAGUUGGAAGUGCUUUAAGUAAUGCACCCCCCCCCUUCCCUCGCACCACGUCAUCCUCCAUCUUGUGGACGAAUUCGCCGAAAGGCUGUGUCGUUGUUCGACAAGGGCUCCGCGUGCGCGACAUGCGGCGGCAACUCCGUCAAGGCCAACUUGGCUCGAUGUAGAAAACACCCGCCGC
Aphanomyces invadans is the source of this 2559-nucleotide messenger RNA. RefSeq lists its product as hypothetical. Bases 15 to 2399 code for a protein of 794 amino acids. Gene Ontology annotation, molecular function: protein binding. Lineage: Eukaryota; Oomycota; Saprolegniomycetes; Saprolegniales; Verrucalvaceae. The record is from RefSeq and is a predicted model, not a curated record. The transcript has 9 exons.